This is a messenger RNA of Diospyros lotus (date-plum), 3154 nucleotides long. RefSeq names its product nuclear poly(A) polymerase 1. Gene Ontology annotation, cellular component: nucleus. Gene Ontology annotation, molecular function: poly(A) RNA polymerase activity; RNA binding. The coding region runs from base 639 to 2858 and encodes 739 amino acids. The transcript has 13 exons. Lineage: Eukaryota; Viridiplantae; Streptophyta; Magnoliopsida; Ericales; Ebenaceae. The record is from RefSeq and is a predicted model, not a curated record.
GCCGUUUCUAUUGUCACUGAGGGAAAGCACUAUACAAUUUCACCAUACAUAUAAAACCCGCCAGAGAAAGUGGUCGAAUCCCAGGAUCAAUCGUCCGUCGCCGUCUUCAUUGUUCUCCGGUUUUGUGCUUGAUCUAGGUUUGAUGCUCAAUCGGCUCCCAUGGUUGAAGAAAGUUUGGAGAAUUUUGAAAGUCCGCGACUGGACGAUUGCCGAAUUUGGGGGAGAGGGGUUGAAAUGACUAUGUGCUGUUGAAUUCCCUUUUUUUCCACUGUCUAGGGUUUCUGUUUUGUUGCUGGAAGUAAAAAAUUAUAGAAAAAUCAUUAAUUUCCGAGUGUUCCGUGUUGUAUUCAGUUAUCAGCGAUAAUUUUCAAGUGUCAAUUCUGGGUUUUCCUUUGUUUUGCUUUUUAUAUAUUUUGUUCUUUUAAUUCAUUGUAGCUUUGGCUCAAUUUGAGAGGGAUUUUGAACCCAGUGACUGUACAUUUUAAUGAUUUCUUUUUUACGUUCCUUUUCUCUAUGAUAUGUCUUCAGCUCCUGGUUUUCUGCCAGAAAGCUAGGUAAAAUCUUGGUACUUUUGUAAACAAGCAGAACGUACCUGUAAGAACAAUACUGGUAAAAUAACUGUCACUAUAAUAGAAAAGAUGGCAAAUCCUGGAUUGGCCAAUGGGAAUAAGGUGCAACGCCUAGGAAUCACAGAACCAAUAUCUUGGAGUGGACCCACAGAACAUGACGUGGUCAAGACCUGUGAACUCGAAAAGUAUUUGGCAGAUGUGGGGUUGUAUGAGAGCCAGGAGGAGGCAGUUAGUAGGGAAGAAGUGCUUGGGAGAUUAGAUCAGAUUGUGAAGAUUUGGGUAAAAAGCAUAAGUCGAACAAAGGGUUUGAAUGAACAGCUGGUGCAAGAAGCAAAUGCUAAGAUUUUCACUUUUGGUUCUUAUCGCCUAGGGGUACAUGGUCCUGGUGCGGAUAUAGACACACUUUGUGUGGGACCUCGGCAUGCAACCCGCGAAGAAGAUUUUUUUGGUGAGCUCCAUAAGAUGCUCUCAGAGAUGCCUGAAGUAACAGAGUUGCACCCUGUACCUGAUGCUCACGUCCCAGUGAUGAGGUUUAAGUUCAACGGGGUUUCUAUAGACCUUCUCUAUGCAAAGUUAUCGCAUUGGGUGAUCCCUGAAGAUUUGGAUAUUUCACAAGACUCAAUUCUACAGAACGCAGAUGAGCAAACAGUUCGUAGUCUUAAUGGUUGUAGAGUUACUGACCAAAUUCUUCGAUUAGUGCCAAAUAUCCAGAGUUUCCGCACUACAUUGAGAUGCAUGAGGUUUUGGGCAAAGCGCCGUGGUGUUUAUUCUAAUGUUGCAGGGUUUCUAGGGGGUAUAAAUUGGGCAUUGCUUGUUGCUCGCAUUUGCCAGCUUUAUCCAAAUGCACUACCCAAUAUGUUGGUGUCUCGGUUCUUCAGGGUUUACACCCAGUGGCGUUGGCCAAAUCCUGUGAUGCUUUGUGACAUAGAAGAAAGAUCUCUAGGGCUGCAAGUUUGGGAUCCUAGAAGAUAUCACAAGGACAGGUUCCACUUGAUGCCCAUCAUUACUCCGGCAUAUCCUUGUAUGAAUUCUAGCUAUAAUGUAUCAUCAAGUACUCUGCGGAUCAUAACUGAAGAGUUCCAGAGGGGAAAUGAAAUUUGUGAGGGUAUGGAUGCGAACAAGGUUGAUUGGAAUACACUUUUUGAGCCUUAUCCUUUCUUUGAAGCAUACAGAAAUUAUUUGCAAAUUGAAAUUAGUGCUGCAAAUGCUGACGACCUGAGAAAAUGGAAAGGCUGGGUUGAAUCUCGCCUUCGUCAGCUCACACUGAAGAUUGAGAGACACACAUUCAACAUGCUUCAGUGUCACCCUCAUCCAAGUGACUUCUCUGACAAAUCCAAACCUUUCCAUUGCUGUUACUUCAUGGGCCUGCAGCGGAAGCAAGGGAUUCAGGCCAAUGAAGGUAAGCAGUUUGAUAUAAGGUUGACAGUUGAGGAAUUCAAGCAGUCUGUUGGCAUGUACACACUAUGGCAACCUGGAAUGGAAAUACAUGUUAGCCAUGUGAAACAAAAGAAUAUACCCAGUUUUGUAUUUCCUGGCGGUGUUCGGCCUCCUCGUCCUGCCAGAGUAACUGGAGAGAGUAGGCGGGCUGUGGAAUCAAAGAUAUCUUCCCAUGCUGAAUUGGACAAGUCAAGUGAGGCUGUUCCAGAGCGAGUAGAUGAGGAAAGGAAGAGAAAACGGGAGGAUGAUAAUGUAGAAACUAACUUGAAAAGCACAAAACGUUUAACUACUAUAGCUUCUGUCAGGGGUGGAGUUUCUGAGGGUAGCCUUGACAGUACCACUUCUUCAUAUUCUAUAAUAGGUGCAGAAGGUGAUAAUGCCCCUAACAGGCUUGAAAAUCCAGCUGAGGAUCCGUAUCACAAUGAUGGACAAAGUAACCAAUUUGUGAGCCAUACUUCUUUUACUGAUAAUGCUACCGAUGCAUCAUUGAACUUUAAAGAAGCAGAGAAUCUUGCAAUUGAGAAGAUCAUGUCUGGUCCAUAUAUUGCUCAUCAAACCUUUCCUCAAGAAUCUGAUGAGCUUGAGGAUGACACUGAAUACAAAGAUUUAGGUGCGAGCACAAAAGAUGGUCCCUUGGAGUCCUCAACAGCAGAAGCAGUAGUUUCAGCUACCGGUAUCAAUGGAGCUUGUUCAUGUGCAAAUUUACAGUCAAAUGGGGGAUUGGAAGAGCUUGAGCCGACUGAACUUGCGGCACCAUUGUCAAGUGCAAUAUGCCCGCCUAUGGCACAAAGGAAGCCACUUAUCAGAUUUAACUUCACUUCAUUGGCUAAGGCUACGGAUAAGAACAGUUGAAGUGGUAUCCACCAUCUACAUCUAGUGAGUGAAAAGCUGAUUCGGGACAGAUGGUUCUGCUAUUGUAUGCAUUUUGAGAAACAAACAAUAACAACCUCCCUUUCCCUUUCCUAAUGGAAAAAAGAAAAAGAAAAUCGAACAUUUUCUUUUGUAACAUAGAUCAUAUAGUGAAUAAAUGCUUAAUUGCACAUGCUCUUAUUCUGCAUUAUGUCACGUUCCUGUAUGUUUCCGGAAACUGCUAUUAGCCACCAGAGCAUCUUAUGCAAAUCGAUGGCUGCCUCUUGUAGUUUGUUCUC